Molecule: messenger RNA, 525 nt
Organism: Notodromas monacha
Lineage: Eukaryota; Metazoa; Arthropoda; Ostracoda; Podocopida; Cyprididae
Source: the annotation of a GenBank genome assembly
CUGAAAGGUCGGACUGGAUCCGUUCAACAACGAAUGGACUCGUUUUUCACGGUGGUUUCGACAUCAAAUAACGCAACCAAGCGAAAGGCUGAAGAAAUUCAGAAGAACAAGAAUGCGAAAAAACCUCGUGGAGGUGGUGGCGGUCGUGGAAGAAAACCCAAUGUUCAUCCAGAUUUAAGAAAAUUUGGAAGCUUGUUAUCUCCGCGAAAUUCGUCGGUAUUAGAUGGAACUUGUUUGAUUUGUUUGGAAAACUUCGUUCAUCAAUCCCCGUACGACGAAGGAGGCUCUAAAGCGGCGGUUUUGCGGUUGGAAUGCGACCAUUUCAUUCAUCACAACUGCGCCCUCAUGUUAUUGGGUAGAAAUGAUUUCUUGCAAUGUCCGACGUGUAACAACGUGACUGGAAUAAGAACUGGGAAUCAGCCAAUUGGAGCCAGAAUGCAGAUUCUUCUGCGAAAAGAAUCUAUUUAUGGAUUCUCCUGUCCCACAUUUAGGAUUUCUUGCAAUGUCCGACGUGUAACAACGUGA